AUGGCCUUGUCUCGUGCUUACACCAGUUCUACAAGUGGCCUUGAUGAAGAAGAACGGAUCAGUUCAAAUUCUAUGGUUCAAACUGAAUCUCCUGAACAUUAUUUGUUAAAACAAUAUGACGAUGGUUUUCCUAUUAUUACAUCGGUUUUUUCAUUGGCAUCAUCAUCUAGUGAAAUCCAAACAGAAAACCAUAAUUUGAAUAAGGAACUUAUUGAUAACCAGCUCACAAUUUCCCCUUUAAUCCCAAAAACAGUAAUACCCAAAACUUUUGAUUACCCAGAGAAAGGUGAUAAUAACCCAGUCGUUUCUUCAUUCGUCGUUAAUUGCCACGAGGAUGAAGCCAUUACAGUUUCCUCCCAAACACGAACGACUGGAGUAAAAAAUGAAGACAUUAAUCCAGGUUUUCAAAACUUUCUAAGAGGUUGCUACAUUAUUGCAGGUUCUGAUACUAAACUAUCGAAUCUCUUGCGUGUUAAUGGCACAGACAAAGAUAUAAACCCUUCUGAGUCACAAUCGGAAGUACUUGACAUGAAGGUGGAAGACCAUGCUACUAACUUUGAUGGUGUGCUAUCAUGGAAAAGGAGACCUCACUGCUCUACAGAACAUAACUGCCUUACAGCAGAACAACCAGAUUUGAUCGCGAUGUGCAACGCAGCAGAUACAACCAAUGUAGGUAUUAUGACAGAACGGGAGGCGAGAAUCCUUCGUUUAAAGGAUCUAUUACGUCAAAAAGAAGCAGAAGUCGAAAAAGUUCGCUUCUUAUCAAAAAAGAGUACUUUGUCAGCUACAAUUGAUAAGAUUAAACUUCGAUUGUCGACAAGAAACGAUUCGCUAAGUCAUCAAACUUCUUUAGCACAUCCCAACAAGGAAUCUUCAAAUGAACAACUGCCGAAUGCGCCAAAUCUGGACCAGAAAUACAUGUAUGGUUGUGAUGGAACAGUAUAG
Messenger RNA from Paramuricea clavata, 945 nucleotides. NCBI's taxonomy places the organism in Eukaryota, Metazoa, Cnidaria, Anthozoa, Malacalcyonacea, Plexauridae. The record is from the annotation of a GenBank genome assembly.